Molecule: messenger RNA, 3230 nt
Organism: Myzus persicae (green peach aphid)
Lineage: Eukaryota; Metazoa; Arthropoda; Insecta; Hemiptera; Aphididae
Product: ATP-dependent DNA helicase pif1-like
Exons: 1
Coding region: 956-2854 (632 amino acids)
Biological process (GO): DNA repair; telomere maintenance
Molecular function (GO): DNA helicase activity
Source: RefSeq, a predicted model, not a curated record
AAAUUAUCACUAAAAUUAUAUUUCAACUGUACACAUACAUAAAUACAUUAAUUAAGCAGAUUUUAUAAAAAUUUACUAAGACAUGGUAUACUCUGCCGUACCCCCGUGUACUUUUUUUUAUUGACAUUCGAUAAUUGUUAUUGAAUUGUGUUUCAAUACUUUGCUACAUGAAUAAACUUACAGAGGUUGGGUUCUUAGUUUUGCUACUAGAGUACAGCAAUAUCGGUAGGCACAUCAUUUAUAUUAUGUAGUAUGUAAUAAUUGUGUCUACAUCUUUGUUUGUUAAAUAUUAAUUAUCACGCAACACGCUUAUUCCAACUCCACAUUAGUUGUAAACGUCGACGCCAUUACUACAGUAGACUUAUUAUAGAUUAUUACUAUUUUUGUACGAAUGACACUUUUAUAGUAUUCAUUCAGUUCCUUAGGUAUAUCCACCACGAUUAUAAUUCGAAUACUUAUAUUUUUCACUUACACCUACUCAAACUGUUUCCUAUUGUAAAUGUCUGUUCGUUUAAAUGACUCUACGUUAUAAUAGUAUAUAAUUUGAUUCUCGCUCAGCCUUAUACAAUAAUUAUAACAAUUAUUACAACACUUGACAGUAAGAAGAUAUAGCGUUAGCCGUCUUAUACAUAGCAUUGUAUUUGUUUUCAGUUUCGUAAACACAAGAUACGUCAGUCCGCCAGAAGGCAUCUGGCGGCUGUUUUCGUACGAAUUGCACAAGAGAAGUCACACGAUCGUCAGACUUCCUGUCCACCUAGAAGGUCGACAAAACGUCUACUUUGCUCCGGGACAAGCGCAAGAGCGGUUGCAAAACGAAGCUCUACAUCGUACGAGGCUAACUGAGUUCUUCGCGCUCAACAUAAACGACGUGGAAGCUCGACAAUACCUGUACACCGAUAUACCGACGCAUUACACGUGGAACGCGGCUCAGCGGACCUGGGCGCGGCGCCGGAGAAUGAUGGCAAACGAGACGUUGGCUCGGAUGUACAUCGUCAACCCGCUGGAUCGGGACCGUUUCCACUUGCGACUGCUACUACUGAACCGAAGAGGUCCGCAGUCCUUCCAAGACAUAAGGACGGUGGACGGGGUCGUUCACGGAAUGUACACCGCGGCGGCCGUCGCACUCGGGUUAUUGGAAGACGACCGAGCGUGGCGGGCCUGUCUGACGGAAUCGGCGGCGUUGGACACACCGCGGCAACUGCGAUAUCUGUUCGUCACGAUACUGGUGUUCUGCGAGCCGUCAAACCCGCUGGCGUUGUACGAGGCGAACGAAGCAAACCUGAUGGAGGAUUUCAAUAGGCGCCUCCAAGACGUCGACCGCGCGAGGGCCGCGUGUCUGAACGCCAUCGGGGAUCUACUUCGUGCGCACGGAAAGUCGCUGGGCGACUACGGUUUGCCCCUGCCCGACCCCCUAAUGCUGGAACCGGAACAGGACGACAGACUGUUCCAAGCGAUAGACGCGGCGGCACGGUGGGCACAACAGUUGGACGACAUGAACGCCGAACAGCGAACGGUGUUCGACCGCGUAAUGGCGGCCGUCGACGACGGCCUAGAAGCAGCGAAGACUUUCUACGUCGACGGACCUGGCGGCACCGGAAAAACGACUCUGUACGGAUGCCUCAUUUGGUCGCUCCGCAGCAGUGGCCGGUCGGUGUUAUGCGUCGCAUUCACCGGGAUCGCAGCGUCACUCAUGGACGGCGGCAUGACCGUGCACUCGACGUUCGGAUUGCCGUUCGGCACGCUGACCGACGACUCUACAUCGACCAUCACCAUGCAGUCCGAGCGAGCGCGCAAGAUACGCGACGCGGCACUCAUCGUGUGGGACGAGGCGCCAAUGUCCCCGGGACUGCAGCUGACGGUGGUGGACCGCCUGCUCAGGGACGUCAUGGGAUCAGAAUUACCGUUCGGCGGUAAACCCAUGCUGUUCGCGGGCGACUUCAGGCAGAUAUUGCCCGUGGUCCGAAGAGGAUCGAGGGCUGACAUCGUCAUGUCCUCGAUCAGGCACAACAGUCUGUGGCGUGGCAUGGAGCGCUUUAACCUGGUCCGCAACAUGCGCGCCGACAACGACGCGCGCUUCGCCGCUUGGUUGCUCCAGCUCGGCAACGGUCGACUGCCCGCGGUCGACGGUGUCCCAGACACCGUGCAAAUCCCCCGGGCAAUGACAUGUGACGUUGCUGAUCUCAUAGAUUUCGUCUAUCCGGAGCAAAUGUCGUUGGCCAACGUCGACGACUUUUCUCGGAGAAUCGUUCUGUGUCCCAGGAACGACGAAUGUCGAGCCGUCAACAGGGACGUGCUUCAGCGCGUCGACGGUGCCCAGAGGAGCUACACCUCCAUCGACACCGUGGUCGUCGACGAUCCCGACGAAGUGGCCAAUUUCCCCACAGAAUUCCUCAACAGUUUGGAACCGGACGGCCUGCCGCCGUACCGGCUGACGUUGAAGGUGGGGUCAAUCGUCAUGCUGCUCAGAAAUCUCGAACCGAAGAGACGGCUGUGCAACGGCACUAGGUUGGUGGUCACCGAACUGCGUCAUCACAAUUUCAAGGCCAGGAUUUUGAACGUUGACGCACAGGACGAUAUAGUCGUGCCUGCGAUACCGCUCACGUCCAGCGGCGAGGACGACCUGCCCAUCAUAAUGCGGCGCGUUCAGUUCCCGGUGAGGUUGUCGUUCGCCAUGACCAUCAACAAGUCGCAGGGUCAGACGUUCGACCGAGUGGGUCUGCUACUGCCGUCGCCCGUGUUCACGCACGGGCAACUGUACGUGGCGUUCUCGAGAGUGAGAAACGCACAGUCACUGAGAGUCGGCAUGUACACCGAUGUCACCAAGAACAUCGUGUACAGGGAGGUUCUGGACUGAUGCGUUGGUAAUCAUAUCGGUUUAACACGGCUAAUAUAUUUUUCAAACACAAUAUAUUACGCUGCUGUUAUUCUCGAAACACUUAGCUCUGACACGGUUAAUAUAUUUUUCAAACAUAAUAUAUUAUGCUGCUGUUAUUCUUGUAAGAUGUCACACAUAGCUCUGACACGGUUAAUAUAUUUUUCAAACACAAUAUAUUGAGCCGUGGUUAUUCUUGUGCUUCGUGGUCUUUGUGGUCUUUGUGGUAGAGAGAAAGUUUGACAACCUCCACGUGGUUCUCUCUGGAUGCGGAUUCACUAUGAUAUGAGUUUAUAGUGAAUUCGUAACUAAUGUUAACAUUUUUAUUGUCAUGUUAUGUAUUCGAUAACUGUUAUUA